AUGGCCUUUCGGGAAAUUCCCACGAUUGACCUGGCAUGGGCCGACGACCCGGUCCGCCGACCAGAGCUACUCGCCGGAUUGCGCAACGCGCUUGUCGACGUCGGCUUUUUGUAUGUCGCCAACCACGGCGUGCCGGACCAGACAGUGGACGACAUGGUCAAGGUGUUGUCCGCAUUGUUCGCCCUGCCCGACGAAGCCAAAGACGCCAUCAACUUGCGCAACUCCCCACACUUUCUGGGCUACAGUGCGACCGGCGCAGAAACGACGGCGGGUCAAGCGGACCGACGCGAGCAGGUGGAGUUUGCGACGGAGCGUACGGCGAACUGGACCCCGGACAAGCCAGUGUACGAACGCUUGCGGGGCCCGAACCAGUGGCCCAAAGCAGGGGCAGUGACCGUGCCCGGGACCGACCGCGACAUUCGCACCGUCGUGGAGGCAUACCUGGAUGCCCUGACGGCGCUGGGGGCGCGCUUCCUGCAGCUCGUCGCCGAGGCGCUGGACCUACCACCCGACGCCCUCCAGCCGUUUCUGUCUGACCAGCACCGCCUCAAGCUGGUGCGGUACCCCGGACUGGAGGGCUAUGACGGGGUCCGAAGCAAAAUCAAUAACAAGGUCAUGGGCGGCGUCCAGGGCGUCGGCCCGCACAAGGACUCGUCGGGCUGGUGGACGUUCCUCCUGCAAGCCAGUCCGCCGCCCGUCGGUGGGCUCCAGGCACUCAACCGCGCCGGUCAGUGGAUCGACGUGCCCGCCGUGCCGGGCACGUUUGUGGUCAACAUUGGCCAGGCCUUUGAGGUGGUGACGCACGGCGUGUGUCCGGCCACGACGCACCGCGUGGAGGUAUUGCCGGGCACGCCGGAGCGGUUCAGUGUGCCCUUUUUCCAGGGCGUGCGGCGGGACUUGACCAAGGCAGAGGCGCUGGGGCUGCGGACGCACUUUGAGACCACGUUUCCGGAGCGAUUUUUGGACGCAGGAGUGGCCGAGACGGCCGAGUCGGCCGAGGGUCGGCAGAUUGACUCUGCAUUUUUACGUGGCCGCUACGACACCUGGGGCGAGUCACAGCUGCGGACCAAAGUGCGUAGCCACCGUGACGUGGGCCAACGAUUUUAUGCAGAUGUGUACGACAAGUACAUUCACGAUGAGGACGUGGAGGCAGACGUGAAAUGA
Molecule: messenger RNA, 1164 nt
Organism: Sporothrix schenckii 1099-18
Lineage: Eukaryota; Fungi; Ascomycota; Sordariomycetes; Ophiostomatales; Ophiostomataceae
Product: hyoscyamine 6-dioxygenase
Exons: 1
Coding region: 1-1164 (387 amino acids)
Molecular function (GO): dioxygenase activity
Source: RefSeq, a predicted model, not a curated record